AUGCUCACCACCGAGACAGCCACCAUGAUGGCCAAAUAUGAUGACUGGGCUGACCAGGUCCUUUUUGAUGCUAUAUCCAAGCUGCCAGAAGACGCGGCAUACGCGCCGCGCAAGACACUUUUUGGAACAAUGCUUGCAACGCUCAACCACAACUUGCAGGUCGAUCUGAUCUGGCGCGCGCAUAUCCUUGGCGAAGAGCAUGGGUUCUCCACUCGCCGCGAUCUUCUGCACUCUUCCUUCAGCGACCUCGUGCAUGCGCAGUCGCAGAUGAAUCAGUGGCUUGUGGACUGGGCGAAAGACCAAACUCCGGAGAGUUUUAGCAAGCCGACCAAAUUCAAUUUCGUCUCGGGCAAGGCUGCGGAAAUGACUGUCGGGAGCAUGUUGUUGCAUAUUAUCAACCACAAGACAUACCAUCGUGGAUGGGUCAGCCAGAUGUUCUUUGACCACGACGUCAACCCUCCUGAAACCGAUCUUUGUGUCUUUCUUUGCGAGAAUUAA
Molecule: messenger RNA, 498 nt
Organism: Pestalotiopsis fici W106-1
Lineage: Eukaryota; Fungi; Ascomycota; Sordariomycetes; Amphisphaeriales; Sporocadaceae
Exons: 1
Coding region: 1-498 (165 amino acids)
Source: RefSeq, a predicted model, not a curated record